UGUGCUGGCAACAGCAGCAGAAGACUUUGAUUACAGAAGUUUGUUCAAGCUGCAAGUUAGUACAUUAGUAUGUUUCUGUUAUUGUCUGUGUGUGCUUUAGCUUUUUAUUCAGAGCGCAGUGUCGAUAGAAAGCCCAGUUGGACUGAGAGCUGAAUGAAGAUGAACGCAGCCGUGACACAGCCGCAAACCGGGCCUUUCCUACCGGACAUUAAUACCACCAAAAGCAACAAACGGAGGAAAAGUACUCAGUACAGCAGGAUGAAACAGCAGAAGGAGUCUCUCCGAUCGUCUCAGAUCAUCUCCCAGGGAGAAAUAUCCCAGUUCAGAAACAGUCCCAAGCAGAACAUCUGUGUGGAGCUGCUUCGAGAAGGCUAUCACAGGUCAUUCUCGGAGAUCUUCUUUCUGCUGGGCGCCGAUCGGGAUCGCGUGGCAGCAGCUGAAGCGGGUUCAAACCUCAGAUUUCAGACUCCGCUGGACCAACAGCUGGACAAACUGGAGACCAUGAAGCGGCACCUGAGCCGCGCCGAGGAGGCUGAAAGAACCGCUCCGGAGGAUCUCUGGCUCAGUCUGCACUUCUACCACAGCUGUACGGACCGGGGGCCGGGCAGCCACUCCAGACCGGCCACCGAGGCCCGGGCGUGCAUGGCCGAGGCCUACCUGAAGCUAGGGGAGCUGGAGCAGGCGCGGCAGCAGGCGGAGCUGUGCGUGAAGCAGGCGGAGGACGGCGACUGGGUGGACUCGAACGGUCGGCCCCUGAGGCUCCGGGCGCGCGAGGCCCUGUGGAGGAUCUACAGCCGGCUGGCCGACGCGCCGCUGGAGGCCGCCGACUACGACCGGGCCCUGAAGCUGCUCUACAAGGGCUACAGCAUGGCUACCGAGUCUGAAGACCAACAGAUCGAAUGGGAGGGCGCCUAUCGACUGGGACUGACCUAUCAGAGCGCAGGAGACAAUGACACAGCCAAACAG
Molecule: messenger RNA, 966 nt
Organism: Perca flavescens (yellow perch)
Lineage: Eukaryota; Metazoa; Chordata; Actinopteri; Perciformes; Percidae
Product: tetratricopeptide repeat protein 29
Exons: 8
Biological process (GO): cilium movement
Cellular component (GO): sperm flagellum
Molecular function (GO): protein binding
Source: RefSeq, a predicted model, not a curated record